AUGGCGACGCUUAUCAAUCCCCCCAGGGACCCCAACACCCUGUCCAACUAUAACAACUGGAUUUGUGCCCAUACCACAGCCAACUUCGAAAUUCUUUUUGAGCAAAAGAAGCUCGUUGGCAAUGUCAUUCACAAGCUCAAAUCUAUCACCAAUGCUGAGACGGACGAGAUCAUUCUGGACUCUCAUCAUGUGGACAUACGCGACGUCCUAGUGGCCGGACAGCCCGUGAAAGCAUGGGAGCUUCUCCCUCCCCUCGGCCCUUAUGGCACCGCGCUGAAAAUCAAGCUCGAGAAGCCUGUGGAGCUUAACGAGAUGAUCGAUGUUGAUAUCGCUGUGCACACCACUCAGGAAUGCACUGCACUGCAAUGGUUAACCCCGGCACAAACAUCAAACAAGAAGCAUCCGUACAUGUUCUCUCAGUGCCAGGCUAUCCAUGCACGGUCAAUUUUCCCGUGUCAAGAUACGCCUGAUGUUAAAUGUACUUUCGACUUCAACAUCACUUCUCCUCUGCCUGUAAUUGCCAGUGGAUUGCCUGUCCGAAAUUCCUCGGUUGCACCGCAGGCUGGCGUCAAGAGCAUUUAUCAAUUCCAUCAAAAAGUGCCAAUUCCAAGCUACCUUUUUGCUUUGGCCAGUGGAGAUAUUGCGGAAUCUUCUGUAGGGCCUAGAAGCGUGGUUGCAACCAGCCCUGAUAAGCUUGAAGAAUGCCGGUGGGAGCUUGAAGCCGAUACUGAGAGGUUUAUCGAAACGAUAGAGAAAAUCAUUUAUCCCUAUGCAUGGGGCGAGUAUAAUGUCUUGAUCCUUCCACCUAGUUUCCCCUAUGGGGGAAUGGAGAACCCGGUCUUUACUUUCGCGACGCCUAGCAUCAUUUCCAAGGACCGGGAAAAUAUCGAUGUCAUUGCGCACGAGCUGGCGCAUAGUUGGAGCGGCAACCUUGUCACUAGUGCGUCGUGGGAGCACUUUUGGCUCAAUGAGGGCUGGACAGUCUAUCUCGAGAGGCGGAUUUUGGCUGCGAUACAUGGUGAAAAGUACCGCCACUUUUCGGCCAUCAUAGGUUGGAAAGCCCUCAGAGAUUCAGUGGAACACUACGGAAAUGGCCAUGAGUUCACGAAGUUAGUGCCAAGUCUCAAAGGAGAGGAUCCCGAUGAUGCAUUCUCUACUAUACCAUAUGAGAAGGGAUUCAACUUUUUGUUCCAUCUGGAGAAUCUUGUUGGAAAGGGUAAAUUCGAUCGCUUCAUCCCUCAUUACUUUACUACGUUCAAAGGGAAGUCGCUAGACUCCUACGAGUUCAAGGCCACGCUCCUAGACUUCUUCAAGCCCGAUAUCGAAGCCUCUAAGCUGCUUCAGGAGCUGGAUUGGGACGCCUGGUUCUACAAGCCUGGCCUGCCUCUUAAGCCAGAACUUGAUACUUCGCUGGCUGAUGUUGUAUAUGAUUUGGCCGACAAGUGGAAAUCCCUUCCCGAGGGCUCAUUCCAGCCCCAGUCGAGCGACAUUCAGGGGUUAACGGCAAACCAAGUUGUGGUUUUCUUGGAACAAGUCCUGCUUUUUGAGCGACCCCUGACUGCCGAGCUUUCUAAGCUCAUGGGUGAGGUCUACGGACUUGCUAAGAGUGAAAACAUCGAGGUUGCCAACCUCUACCUCCAGGUUGGCCUUAAGGCUGGUGAUAAGAGCGUGAUCGAACCGACCACGGACCUGCUAGGAAGAAUUGGGCGGAUGAAAUUCGUGCGGCCUCUGUACCGGACAUUGCAGAAGGUUGACCGUCAAGUGGCGAUUGAGACCUUUGAGAAGCACAAAGAUUUCUACCACCCAAUCUGUCGGGGCAUGGUUGAGAAAGACCUCUUCGGUAAGAAGGAAGCAUAG
Molecule: messenger RNA, 1857 nt
Organism: Aspergillus mulundensis
Lineage: Eukaryota; Fungi; Ascomycota; Eurotiomycetes; Eurotiales; Aspergillaceae
Product: bifunctional aminopeptidase/epoxide hydrolase
Exons: 10
Coding region: 1-1857 (618 amino acids)
Biological process (GO): proteolysis
Cellular component (GO): cytosol
Molecular function (GO): aminopeptidase activity; epoxide hydrolase activity; metallopeptidase activity
Source: RefSeq, a predicted model, not a curated record